This is a messenger RNA of Akanthomyces muscarius, 2136 nucleotides long. RefSeq lists its product as uncharacterized. Lineage: Eukaryota; Fungi; Ascomycota; Sordariomycetes; Hypocreales; Cordycipitaceae. The transcript has a single exon. The record is from RefSeq and is a predicted model, not a curated record. The coding region runs from base 1 to 2136 and encodes 711 amino acids.
AUGCCUCAAGAUAAAUAUGACUGCGAGACAUGCAGCCAGCUCUGGCGGAUGCUGACCAAAACUGAUUUUCUCGGUCCCAUCGACCUUGGCUCCAAGAGGGAGGCUGCCUCUACUAGCUGUCAAGACCACGGGCCCCUGGUGCGAGAGUUUUGCGAAUUACUCGACAGGGAGACUGCAGAUGUCGGCUUUGUCAGAUUGGGUGCCGGAUCGCCUGUCACGCUCAUCGAAUCGAUAAAAAAGAUGGGUGUUGUGUGGGACUUGCUCCUUGUUGCAAAAGACUCUGUUCCCUCACAUCCAGGUAAUGGUCGUAUUCUGAAUCCAGGAUGGGCGGACUUGGAGGUGGUCACAAAGUGGAAAAAUGCAUGUUUGACCACGCAUGGGUCGGCCUGCGAUAAUCCCAUGAAAAUCCCUUACACGCAACCCGAAUUUCUUAUAGACGUUGAGCAAAAAUGUAUCGUGCAUGGUAGCGAUACCGAAAGCAGGUUUAUUGCUUUGAGCUACGUCUGGGGAGAGCAUCGUCAAAAAAUCAUGGAGCCUGCUACCCGAGCCCGACUUUUGGAGCCAAAUUCUCUCAGCCGGCCAGGCUUUCAAGAGCACCUACCCCCCGUCAUCGAACAUGCCAUGCAGUUGACUAGCAGAAUCGGGGAGCGAUAUCUGUGGGUGGAUGCCUUGUGCAUUGAUCAGGCCGACGCCGGACACACAAAGAGGCAGCUGCAGGGGAUGGCGGCGAUAUACUCGAGCGCGAUUGUCACAAUCAUCAGCGCCGAUGGAGACUCCAAUGUCGGUAUUCCCGGCCUGCAAGGGAGCUCUGCCCCACGAGAGCAACGACAGCGCGUCUUCCAGUUUGGAGACGAACAGAUCUGUGUGAGAAACACGAGCACCUUUUUCCUAUCGUGGAGUCAGAAAUACUUUGACAGAGGUUGGACAUACCAAGAGAAUGAGCUGGCGAGCAGGCGCAUCAUAUUCUUGUCCGAUGAAGUCCACUGGCAGUGUCAGUGUAGCAUUUGGCACGAGGAGCUGACGCUCAAUACUGAGGUAGAUGCAUACAUCAACCCGCGCCUUCGAACAAUCAUGGCCGGGUUUCCAGAUCUAGGCUCGCUGUCUCAUUCCAUCGGCAACUACAAUCAGAAAACCCUCACGUACGAGGAAGAUGCCCUGCCUGCUAUCUCUGGACUUCUUUCCACCAUGAGUCGUUCUUUUACCGGUGGCUUCCUGUUUGGGCUACCAGAAAUGUUCUUUGAACAGAGUUUAGGAUGGCAGCCGUACUGGAACCACACGAAUCUUCAACGGCGAAUCUCGUCGGCGCGACCGGCUGCGCAGAAGCUGAUGCCCUGCGAUUUGCCUUCGUGGUCGUGGAUUGGUUGGCAGGGACACGUGAAAAUCCGGCACGACGCAGCUAGGAUCAAUCCCAGGGAGCAUAACAUCCGCGAGACCUUUCCCAUCACAGAGUGGUUUUGUGGCCAGUCUCCCACCGACUCGCCUUCAAAGAGACGCCAGAUCCGGUCUACUUGGUAUGAGCAACGGGCAGCGCGAAAAGAUUUCACACAGCCGCUUCCAGAGGGCUGGACACGCCAUAGCAUCUCGACUGCAGCGUCUUUCAGAGAUGAGCCUGCUCUGCACCCAGCCGGCUGUGGCGAGUACGUAUUUCGGCAUCCGGCCAUGUGUGACCCGGAUACGAUAAUCAAUGACUGGCAUUAUCCGUUCCCGCUUGCUGACAUUCAGCCUUUGACGCCACCUUUCAUGCCGGAGCAAUGGCCGUAUCUGUUUUGCAAGACACAGAGCGUGCAUCUAUGGGCCUAUGCAGUCGACAAGGAGAAUGUGCUAUCUCUUUGCGAUAGCUCUGGCGCUGUAAUUGGAGAUCUUCAUUUGCACAACGAAGAGUCACUUGCGAUGUUCCCUAGCGAACUCCCCGGCCGGGAGUUGGAGUUGGUUGCAUUGUACAAGUCGACUACGUAUAGCAAAACUUUCAGUGAAGAGAAGCAAAGGUAUGAUUUGCCGGUCAACAUCACAGAUACGGUAUGCUUGCUUUGGAUUGAGUGGGAAAACGGCGUGGCUUUUCGUCGCGCCUGUGGCUCUGUGCUGGCGGGCGAGUGGGCAAAGCUGAGCUCACGAGACAUUGACCUCGUUCUUGGCUGA